AUGGAAAAGAAGAAGAAUGUAAUGUUGUUAUUGCUUAUAACAUGCUCAUUUGUGGCUUGCUUGGCUAUGUCUUCUACCAGCUUCACAGAUGAGGAGGCACUUCUAGCCUUCAAAGCUCAUAUUACCUUUGAUCCCAGUAACGUUUUGGCGACAAAUUGGUCACAAGGUACCUCCUUUUGCAAUUGGAUUGGUGUAUCUUGCAGCCGUAGGCGCCAAAGAGUGACAGCCUUGAAUCUUCCCAAUAUGGGCCUUAGAGGUACCAUCCCCAAAGAAGUUGGCAACCUCUCGUUCCUUAGCUUCCUCGACGUCAGUGAGAACAGCUUUCAUGGCCAUCUCCCUGAUGAACUGGGUGGUUUGCGUCGACUAAAAUCAAUCAAUUUUCGCCUCAAUGAGUUUACUGGUAAAAUUCCAUCAAGUUUUGGAAUUCUAACCAAGCUUGAGUUCCUGCUUCUCUCUUACAACAACUUCACAGGAUCCAUCCCCCGAGGCAUAGGCUUUCUUCCCGAGUUGAAGUUGUUAUACAUCAGGAACAACAGCCUUUCAGGGUCCAUUCCCUCCACCAUCUUCAACAUUUCUUCGUUGCAAAAGAUUGACCUCACUUUCAAUGAGCUGUCUGGUACUCUCCCAAUGGACAUGUGCAACAAUCUCUCGAAGCUUGAAGCGCUACAUCUUUCGUUUAAUCAGCUAGGUGGCGAGCUUCCUACAAGCUUACCCAAAUGUACUCAACUUCAAAAUAUAUCACUAUCGGUGAAUGAAUUUACAGGACAAAUUCCUCGGGAAAUCGGCAACCUAUCUAAGCUUCAACUUUUAUAUCUUGGUGGUAACAGCCUGACAGGUACAAUUUCAUCUUCAGUUGGUGAAUUACCCGAUACAGUCCUCAACUUCUCCUCACUAGUGGUUUUUGAUGUCGCCAAGAAUGCAAUCUCUGGUGGUCUGCCAAAGGGUCUAUGCCAACGAAAUCCGAGGCUUGAAGUCAUUAAUCUUGCUUCGAACCAACUCGCUGGAAAUCUCUCUUCUUGGCUGUCAAAUUGUAAGCAACUUAAAAAACUCUAUCUCUUGAUCAAUAAUUUCACAGGAAGCAUGCCGGUUAACAUUGGGAACAAUUCCACCCUUCAAGUUUUACAUCUUUACAGAAAUAAUUUGGAAGGUGAAAUUCCACUUUCAAUUGGUAAUAUGUCCGCGUUAGAGGAUAUUGAUGUGAGUGAGAACAAUUUUCAUGGUAUUAUUCCUUGGCAAUUAGGGAAUCUCCCGAAUUUGAUAGCCCUAAGCCUUGGUUCUAACAACCUUAUGGGUGAAAUACCACGGUCACUCUUCAACAUAACUAAUUUACAAGACCUUUCACUCUCAAUUAAUCAACUUUCAGGAAAUCUUCCAUCAAGUGCUGGCCUUUGGCUUCUGAAUCUUCGUACUCUUUUUCUUGGUGGCAACAAACUCAGUGGAAUAAUUCCCAACUCAAUCUCAAAUGCCUCCCAACUAGUUGAAAUUAGUCUGUCCCAUAACUUGUUCACUGGUAGCAUACCAACCACUCUCGGGACUAUAGACCACCUCCAAUCGCUUGAUUUAGGAUCGAAUCAGCUGAAAAAUGAUCCAUCGUCAACACUUGAGCUAAGUUUUCUCACUUCAUUAACAAAUUGCAGGCUUUUGGAUGUUUUGGUCAUACAAUAUAAUCCCCUGAACGGUAUUCUUCCAAAGUCCAUUGGAAAUUUCUCUGACUCUCUUGAAAUAUUUUAUGCAUCUGCCUGCCAAAUAAAAGGAAUAAUUCCUAUUGAAAUUGGGAAUUUGAGCAACUUGAUUUCACUGACUCUAGGAGGAGGUAAUGACUUGACAGGGUCAAUCCCGGAAACAUUUGGACAGCUACUGAAACUCCAGUUUCUGGAAAUUGCCGGUACUAAAUUGCAAGGCGAGAUAACAGACAGACUUUGUGCUUUAACAAGCUUGAGUGAGCUAGAGUUGAACGGAAAUAAAUUUUCUGGAUCAAUUCCGAGCUGCAUUGGGAACCUUACUUCAUUGAGAAGACUUUUUUUAGAUACUAAUGCCUUAACUUCCGAAAUUCCAUCGACUCUGUGGAACCUUCAGGAUAUCUUGAUUAUGACCUUGUCUUCUAAUAGUCUAACUGGUUCUCUACCUCCAGAAAUUGGCAAUUUGAAACAUGUUACACUGUUGGAUCUAUCAAAGAAUCAGUUCACCGGUAAAAUUCCAAACACAAUUGGGCAGCUUCAGAACCUGGUUAACCUCUCACUGUCAGAGAACAGACUACAAGGUCCUAUACCCGAAUCAUUUUCUGAUCUGAUAAGUUUGGAAUCCUUAGAUUUAUCGCGCAACAGUUUUUCUGGUGCAAUCCCCAAGUCAUUGGAGAAACUUUUGUAUCUUAAGUAUAUAAAUGUUUCUUUCAAUAGACUAAGUGGAGAAAUUCCAAGUGGAGGACCUUUUGCAAAUUUCACGUACGAAUCUUUCGUGCAGAAUGAUGGACUAUGUGGAGCACCUCGGUUCCAUGUCAGAAAAUGCAGAAGCCCCAAAAAAUCACGGAAGACAGAAAUUCUUCUAAAGUAUAUCGUACCACCAAUUGCCUCCGUGGUGGUUGCAAUGGCUUUUCUGGUUGGGCUGCUAAGAUGCAAAAAGAAAAGCAGGCAACUUCCAAUCCAAUGUGACUCACCACCUGGUGGAACACACAGAAGGAUAUCACACCAAGAGAUUCUUUACUCAACAAACUACUUUAGCGAAGACAAUUUGAUCGGUAAGGGAGGCAUUGGUUCGGUAUACAAAGGGUUGUUCACUGAUGGGAUGGUGGCUGCUGUUAAGGUUUUCAACUUGGAGCAACAAGGUGCAUUCAAGAGUUUCGAUGCAGAGUGCCAAGUAAUGCGCAACAUUCGCCACAGAAAUCUUGUCAAAAUAAUCAGCAGUUGCUCUAACCUCGAUUUCAAAGCCUUGGUGCUAGAGUAUAUGCCUAAUGGGAACCUUGACAGGUGGUUGUACUCUCACAACUAUUGCUUGAAUAUUGUCCAGAGGUUGUGCAUCAUGAUAGAUGUUGCAUCUGCAUUAGAGUACCUCCAUCACAGUUGCUCAACCCCUGUAGUGCAUUGCGACUUGAAGCCGAGCAACAUUCUAUUAGAUGAAGACAUGGUUGCACACGUAGGUGACUUCGGCAUAGCAAAGCUCUUGAUGGAGAACCAGUCAAUGGCACAAACAAAGACAAUAGGCACCAUUGGGUAUAUGGCACCAGAGUAUGGUUCGGCUGGGAUGGUAUCCGUUAUGGUGGAUGUUUACAGUUAUGGAAUUCUAUUGAUGGAAACAUUUACAAGAAAGAAGCCGACGGAUGAUAUAUUUCUGGGAGAACUGAGUUUGAAGCAUUGGGUACGCGAGUCUUUCCCUAGUGAUAUACUGGAGGUUGUAGAUGCUAAUUUACUAAGAGGAGCGGAAGAGAAUUUUGCUGCUAUGAAGAAUUGUUUGUCGGCCCUCUUGGGAUUAGCUCUAGAACGCACAGCAGACUUACCCGAGGAGAGGGUUAACAUGAAUAAUGUCUUAGCGAGGGUCAAGAAGAUCAAAAUCAUGUUUCUUGAGAACGUAACGAGGCCUGGAAUGAAGCCACUGAUCUAGCUAAGUUUCAGAACCAAGUACUCGGUUAGAGAAGAAAUCUUCGUGUUUUGUUUUAGAUGUUUCACAAAUAAGCCUUUUGCAUGCUUUAUCAACUAUUUCUUGGCAUUCUUAAUAUAGUUAGUGAUAUUCGUAUUCACUUUCUUCAGAUAUCUGUAUGACAUUUGAGUCUGUGAGUCCACGAGAGUUAUUAUUUGUACGCUUCUCUUCCUUUCAGUUGAAUGUUUGCCACAUUUUUUUUUUAAUGUCAAAUAGUUGUGAUAUAGUCCAUUUUCGUUCAUUUCGUAAAUGUGUAAAAGAAUAGAAGCUAUGCUUCGGGGCAC
Molecule: messenger RNA, 3914 nt
Organism: Cornus florida
Lineage: Eukaryota; Viridiplantae; Streptophyta; Magnoliopsida; Cornales; Cornaceae
Product: probable LRR receptor-like serine/threonine-protein kinase At3g47570
Exons: 3
Coding region: 1-3594 (1197 amino acids)
Biological process (GO): protein phosphorylation
Molecular function (GO): protein binding; protein kinase activity; ATP binding
Source: RefSeq, a predicted model, not a curated record